AAUAUUUGCUUAUCAUAAAUAAUAAGUUCACAGUGUAAAUCAAUUGCUCUCAAUCAAAUGAACGUCAAUUUCUUAAAGAUUUCAUUAGUGGCGCACCGGGUUCAUCUGGCGCUCGUUUGGCUGCUUGGCUACAACCGGAAUCACGCCUCGAUCCGAAUAAAUGCGAAUUGAACACAAUAACCGAACCUUUGCGUUAUGGCUGGCCAACUCAGAUUACUGUGACUAUACGCGAUCAAUAUGGUGAUGCUGUGCUGGUGCCCGAAUUAAAGGUCGAAAUCAAAGCAAUACCGACUGGCGCUUCUGGCAACGGCAACAUCAAAAUGAGACGCGGCUCAUGUACGGACAACACUUCGUAUGGUGGUGUUCCACCGCCACCGCGCCUAAACUACGAACCAACAAUUAAAGAGAAAAUGUGCUUUAAAGCCAUUACAUUCAUGAAACCUUACGGCAAUUAUUCGUUUGAAGAAUUACGCUUCAGCAGCCCCAUACAGACGCGCGUCACUGAGACGCUGUAUGCCCAAGACAUGGAAGAUGGCACAUUUAGCGUACACUGGACGCCUAACUCGGUUGGCAGCUAUUGUCUUACCGUCACCAUUGAUGGUAUUCUGCUGGAAGAAGUAUAUCGGGUGGAGGUGAAGGAAGGCGGUUUGCCGCCACCUUCGCAUAAUCAAGCGCUGAAGAAACCGCAACCACCAAAUAAGUUGCGGAAAUUUUUCACUAAGAAUACGGCUGGCUUGCGAAUACGCUCACAUCCCACAUUGCAGUCCGAACAAGUGGGCAUUAUCAAGUUGAAUGGCGUCAUUUCGUUCAUCGAUGAGAUUGAGAACGAUGAUGGUGUAUGGUUGCGGCUUUCAACCGAGUCGAUACGUCAACAUUGCACUAUGGGCUGGUAUCCGACUGAAGCAUGGUGUUUGCAAUAUAAUCAGCACUUUGGCAGGACAUUGCUGCAUCCAGUCUCUGAGGCGAGUUCGAAUAGUGCGGGAGCAAAUGCGGCGGCAACUACUACUACAGCCCCUACCACUACUGGCACAGAUGUGUCGGUAGGUGUUGGUACUUCCACCGCAAUGCAGGUUGGUGGCAGCGGGGGCGGAAAGUCGCUGUCUAAGCCGCGCACCAAAGUUUUGCUAGACAAUGCUGAGUCGCCCGUUUCGCCGGUACCAAUCGAAUCACCAUCAAAGUCGAAAUCCACGUCACCCUGCAAGAAGAUCUUCGACUUCUCACAUGGCCGCUUUACGCCACCGAAGUCUUCGGAUAUUUCACACGCCUCAACAAAUCCAUUUCUGUUUCCGAGUGUUGAAAAAUCUGAAUCGGAGGACAGUGAAAUACAAAAAGUGUUUGAUAUGCAAUCUUCGACACAGACGAGCACCACCUCAUCGUCGUCCCAACAGCAGCAGCAGCAACAAGCACAACAACAGCAAGCCGAUCUCUUGUCUUUACACUCAUUACAAAACACAAGUCCGUCACAGAUCGGGUCGGCCAUUGCCGGUGUUGUUGGCGGUGGCGCCAUUAAACUGCAAGCGUUACAAAAAUGGUUUAAAGGUGAUGCGUUGGAGGGCGCAGGCUCUGGGGCUGCUGGUGGCGGACCACCCUCACCAGCUAAAGAACAUCAGCGCAAACGUUCAGAUGCCGCAGAAGGCUUGUCAUCGGUAUCGGUGCGGGAGCUAGUGCGUGUAAUGGGCGGACAGCAGGAUACGCGUUGUAAUGGUAAUACUACGCAUGCGCCACAAAGUUCUAGUCCUGUUCAAAUACCAGCCGCUAGCGGUAAGGGUUCAACAGAUUCGAUAAGCGUAAGCAUAAAAUCUACGGAGGCAUCAGAAACUUCGGGUCUAUUCAGUUCGCUUACGCAAGAUUCAAGUCACUCACAGAAGAACACGAAAGAGGAAGAAGCUUUGCAGCCAGAAAAUUCUACACCUACUUUUGAUAUAUCUACGAUUCGGGUCACCAGCUUCACGCCAUCGCAAACAGCAGCUUUACUUUCCACACCAAAGCAUUCGCCUCGAAAAUUAGUGACCAGUUUACGUCGCAAUACAUCACCUUCCAAUCGCACUGUUGAGGCUACUGCAGCGCAUAAGGAACCAGAUUUGGCGCAACUUGAAGAUGAUAUGAGCAUGUUGCAGAUUACCACGACUACCAAUGGUGGUGGCGUGACCACGCAGGAUCAGAUCUUAUUUGGUGAAAUGAAGACAGCCAGCACAACCGCAAGUACGGACGACUCGAGCCCGCCCGUCUGGCCACCACCGUUAAAUCAGAAUAACGCUUCACUUAAUGCAGCGACUUCCGCAUCCAAACCGUCGCCCAAUAAGCGCAGUGCCAUUGGGCCCAUCAAGCGUGCCAUGCCACCAUCGUUGGCCGAAAGCAUACGCGCGGUAUUUGCUGCUUUCCUCUGGCAUGAAGGACUCGUACACGACGCUAUGGCUUGCGCUAGCUUCUUGAAAUUCCAUCCAACACUACCCAAAGAGGGCGCAACAGUUGUGACCAGGCGCGAUUCGAAGGACAGUCGUCUGCAGUUGUCACGCGAGCAAAAAGCACAACAGCGCCAUUCUGUGGAGGUGGCUAAUGCGGGUACGUACUUGAACAUCAGACCAUCCACGCUGGAGACACUUACGAAGAGUGGAAAUUCGUCGGUGAACAACCGAAAGCAUCGGAAAAAUUUAGCAGCCGCCUCCGGUGCUGGUAGUGGCGGCGAGGAAUUAGAGAGUGGUGAGAAGCAGAAGUUGCACACGCUGUCCGAAGUGGUGACUGUGCUGCCGCCUGCGCUGCGUUGUCUCGUCUACCUAUGGGAGCAGGUGUGCACCAACUGCGUGCAAGUGAUGCAAUCGAAUAUAGUGGAGCGCGAGAAGGCAAGCGGUGGCACACCGACACGGGAGCCGAGCGCCGAAGCCAAGGAAAAGCAAGAGUCGAACGAUAGAGACAUGGUGAAGAAAUCGCGACGUAAGAAAAAGGACGAUGGUUCAUGGUGUGAGGUGUGUGAAGUAUUUUUGCCGAUACCCGUGACGUACCACAUGCGUAUCGUACAUCCGGGUUGUGGCAAAUCCGCAAAGGGCAAAGGUUACAAUUCGGUGGGGAUUUUCUGCGAAGGCUGGGCCGGCAAUUGUGGGGAAGGUGGUAAAGGUGCAUCCAGCUGGUUUCUGAUGUGCGACGAAUGCAGAGAGAAAUAUAUAGCAGCGAAUAAGAAUGUAGACAACGUAAAUAGCGUACCGGGAGUGACACUUACGGCGAAUGAAAUGAAUUUAUUUGGCGUAAAAACUACUACACUCAUCGCGAAUUCCGAAAUUUAUACAACCAUGCGUGAGAAUGCCACUUUCUUGUUGGAGCUCUCUUCAAGCGCAUCCACUUUGAAUGCCACAGGCAACAGUGCUGCUGCUGGCAUGAAUUCACUAAAUUUGGGCGCAUCCAAUAAACGGUCGCCGCAACAAAUGCCCGUUGUGAUUGAACACCAACACUUCAAUAUGACCGAUUUAAAUAAGCCGAGCACUAGUCGUGGCGAUUCGGCGCGGAAUAGUCGUAUUGGUUUGCGUAUGAGUGGGAAAUUCGGCAGUAAGUAUUGGGCU
Molecule: messenger RNA, 3551 nt
Organism: Rhagoletis zephyria (snowberry fruit fly)
Lineage: Eukaryota; Metazoa; Arthropoda; Insecta; Diptera; Tephritidae
Product: E3 ubiquitin-protein ligase highwire-like
Biological process (GO): axon guidance; regulation of synaptic assembly at neuromuscular junction
Cellular component (GO): plasma membrane; nucleus
Molecular function (GO): ubiquitin protein ligase activity
Source: RefSeq, a predicted model, not a curated record